Messenger RNA from Vittaforma corneae ATCC 50505, 948 nucleotides. RefSeq lists its product as uncharacterized. The coding region runs from base 1 to 948 and encodes 315 amino acids. NCBI's taxonomy places the organism in Eukaryota, Fungi, Microsporidia, Nosematidae. The transcript has a single exon. The record is from RefSeq and is a predicted model, not a curated record.
AUGAUCUUUCACCUAAACAUCCUAAAUUGUACAUUAAUACCUUACAAUGUAAUGAUGGUACUAUUUAUAGGUCUAACAUCCUGUUUAGGUAGGGUUAAGCUAAAACUAGUGGAUGAUGACAAGUUCCUAGGCGCUGUCAAGGACAAGCUCCAGCUAGUUGAUUACAAAGAGGCUCUUUCCAUCAAGCUCAAUCCUAUGCAGGAUAUUUCAGAAAAGAAUUUAGAGGCCAAGGACGGAAAGGCACUUACAGAAUCGGGAUUUUGGUUCUUCCCAAAGAGCUAUUCGAUGAAGAGUAACAGCAAGAGUGGGAAACAAUCAUUUAGAAUAGUUUAUUAUGCUCCGAAUGAGUAUCUUCUAAUGAGGGGAGAUAGCUGUCUGGGGUUUGUAGAAGGAAAUAAAUUCAAGAAGGUGGACUGUACCCUUGAAAAAGCCGCCAGGUUUAGAAUAUGUUAUAAUAAACUGUGUGAGAGUUAUCUUGACAUUAAGAAUGAUUUGGAGUGUAUCAAGAUGUUCCUAGGAAUAGGAGGGAGAAGAUAUGAGGAUGACUCUAACUCAGAGGAGGGAAAGAGUGCCAAAGACAAGAAGAAAAAAGAUAGGAGCAAAAGAGAUGAAGAUUCAGAUGACAUAGCUGACUGUAAGGAUUAUAUCCAGAGAGAUAGACACAAUAAGGGCAGGCAUACAAGCAAUAGAUAUCCCUACUAUCCAGAUGGCAAAUACCCUGGUGGGGGCGAUCCAUAUAAAAGACCAUUUUCGCCCUGGAGUGGAUACGGCGACAAUGACAGAUUUGGAAAUGGUGGAUGCAAAGAGUAUAAUUACGGAUUUCCAGGCUCUGGGCCAGGACAUGACAACAGUGCGACAUUAAGACCUGAGGAUGGAGAAGAUAUUAGUGGUUUGUCUGGGGUGCUGGACGGCAGUCAUCUAUGGGGAGAUAGACCUUAUUACUGUUAG